AUGGCGGCGACACGGCACUUCGGCCGCCGCCGGUGUUGUUGCCGCCUCGGCGGCGGUUCGCGGCCGUGCUCGCCACCCUGCCGUCCGACGGACAACCGCUGCUGCAGUCGUCACGCCGCCACUGCCGCCGCCCGCGCCGUCCGACGCCCAGCCGGCAGCGUCCCGACAGCCGUCUCCGUUCGCUCGGAAUCAAAAAUCAUGGCCAAAAUAGAACGAAGUUUGAAUUACUAA
Macrosiphum euphorbiae (potato aphid) is the source of this 231-nucleotide messenger RNA. NCBI's taxonomy places the organism in Eukaryota, Metazoa, Arthropoda, Insecta, Hemiptera, Aphididae. The record is from the annotation of a GenBank genome assembly.